GGGUUUGAGUGCGGUCCUUCCAGCCAGAAGGCGCCACAAGCCGCUGGGUCCCGCUUGAUGCCACCGCUAGGAAACUCCUCAGGGUAAAACUCCCCGUUAGGAGCCGAGCUCCAGUCCCGCCGCGAUUCAGUUAAAUAUAACUGUCCAUCACCGUGAAGUCAAUCGAGCUACUUAUUGCGCACAAAGUUAAGGACACCAGUCUUGGCAGGAUUGGAGCUUGAGGUGGUGUCUUGGUCCCCAAAACGGGUACAAAUAGUAUUGAGGACUCAGGUGUUGUUUCAGAGGAGCUGUGGAGGGGGAGCUCCUGCUACCAUGUCCUGGGUACAAGCUGCAGUCAGCAGGACCAGCGAGGAUGUAUUCGAUGAAGAUGCUGAUGAGAUGCACCUUGUACAAAAAGAGUGGAAGAGCACCAUGGAGAAAAGGAUCAAGGAAGGCUACAGAGAUGGAGUUGAGGCUGGAAAAGAAUGUGCACUCCAGCAGGGUUUCAAUCAGGGAUACAGAGAAGGUGCCAAGGUGAUGAGGACCUGUGGCCAGUUCAAAGGGAUUUUAAAUGCUCUCCUGUCUUGGUGUCACCUUAACGGACAUGAUUCUGCUCUGCUGAGCAAGAUAAAUGAUCUCCUGGAUGCAGUUGGCAAAUAUGAAGAGCAUGUACUGAAGUGUCUGAAUUCUGUCCAUCCACAGCCCCACCUUGGGGAGUUACUGGAUUCAGUUCAGGAUAUGGACCUUAGCUGUACAAUCCCAGCUGAGGAAGAGUUUAAUGGAACUAAAUCUGAAAGACCCUGUGGAAGUGGUACCAUGUUCAGUGAGAGCUGUUGCAAGAGUAAUGGUGAGACUGACUCUGUGCAAUCUGAAUACUGUCAGACAAAAAAACAUGGAGAUUCAGAAGGUCCAACCCUUGCUUGGGUUAAAGAACAGACUGUUUGCUUAAUAAAGCAACUAGGGUUGUCAUGGGAUAUAUUACAGCUUAUCCAGCAGCUUGAAAGUUAAUUUCUAUGGGUUUCUCUUUGGUAACAUUCAUAAAACAACAAUAGUACAAUAGUAUUUUGUUUAUAAAUAAGACAUAGGAUGUCAGCUAAAUUACUUAUUUGAUGUUGCCAAUAAAACAAUGUCUGUUUUAUAAUG
Gavialis gangeticus (Gharial) is the source of this 1122-nucleotide messenger RNA. RefSeq names its product Yae1 domain containing 1 (gene YAE1). The record is from RefSeq and is a predicted model, not a curated record. NCBI's taxonomy places the organism in Eukaryota, Metazoa, Chordata, Crocodylia, Gavialidae. The coding region runs from base 313 to 987 and encodes 224 amino acids. The transcript is spliced from 4 exons.